This is a messenger RNA of Cantharellus anzutake, 1372 nucleotides long. RefSeq lists its product as uncharacterized. Lineage: Eukaryota; Fungi; Basidiomycota; Agaricomycetes; Cantharellales; Hydnaceae. The annotation marks the transcript as partial. The transcript has 7 exons. Gene Ontology annotation, biological process: protein secretion; Golgi organization. Gene Ontology annotation, cellular component: Golgi apparatus. The record is from RefSeq and is a predicted model, not a curated record.
AUUAAACCUUUUCUGGGACGUUACAUAAAAAUGCUAAAUAGUGACCAGGUCUUCAAUUCAAUGCACGAAGCAUCUUCUCAUCAUGUGUAUCGGAUUCUACCCUAAUUACUCCUUGUGAGACCCUUUACACUAGGAUACUGUGCGCUAGCAGGGAAAAGUUCUUGGCCCGUCCAACACUACCAGCCCAUUUCCACAACUUCAGUGCAAGACCGGGACGACCAUCCGAUGAUGCUAGACGGGCACCCUCAGUCUCUGGAGGUUGGAUUCUAUCCGGUAUCGAUUUAGAGGCAGGAGGCACAUGGCUAGGCAUCAAUAGGGCUGGUCAGAUCGGUUUCUUGUGCGCAUCAACUACUGACUACGUAGACUACUUGCAUAGAAUAAACACGAUUAUACACAGAACCAAUAUCACCGAACCUUUGGACGAGAAGAAGUACGCUGUCUCCCGUGGAUUGUUUGUUCAGCAGUAUCUUUCGCAUAAUGGCAGUACACCAUUAUAUCUGUUCAGCUACCUUAGCGAGCACUAUGACAGAGAUACAGCGCGCCCUGAGACUGGCGGUUUCAACUUCAUCCUCUUCGCACCGAAAUCAUCGAAAUCAUCGGGUUUGGAGUACGAAGCUGCUCUGCUGACCAAUCAUGGAGCUUGUGGCCCUUUGGAAUAUCGUUCCAUCUCUGCCGACGAAUGUCAUAAUGGAGGAAUAUCCAACGCCAUAGACGGGAGCCCCAUAGAUGGUCUUGGUCGAACAGGACCAUGGCUAAAGAUAGAUAUUGGUCGUGUACAGUUCGAGGGAAUCUUCGAGGCUGGAAGAUCCUCAAGUCCAGAACUGACCGGUGACGAGCAGGAAGCGGCUCUGAUAGAGGCUCUCAUGGAACUCAUGGGAUGGUCGCUGCCGUCUUCCGAUUCUUCCCUAGAUCACCUCCGCGACUCGAUUUUUAUCCCACCAUUCAAUACUGUACCUCGUCUCUCAACCCCAGUCGACUCUGAUGCCACUUCAUCCGCGCAACCACCUCCGACGGAGAGAAGCAAACUUAACGGCACCCGUUUAACUACGAUCAUUUUAGUUCGGAGAGAUGGAGGAGUCUGCUUUGUGGAAAGAGAUAGAAGCGUGCUGAAGGGAGAUGGAGGCCUGGAUGAUGUGGCUGAGGUUUUUGGGCUAGGAAAAUGGGAGACACAGCGACUGUACAGGUUCUCUCCUCGUUAGGGCUGCCUAGACUUCUCCACAUUGGAAGUUGUAUUCACAACCCCGCUUCCUGCCCUGGAUCUAAAGACACAAAUACCACGGUGCUCCGGGAUGACUUUGUUGACAACUCCAAGAGACAUAAAUUGUCAAUUUAACCGGCUUACACAGCGUUCCUAUACUGAUAGAACCAAAGG